Messenger RNA from Teleopsis dalmanni, 1062 nucleotides. RefSeq lists its product as uncharacterized. The record is from RefSeq and is a predicted model, not a curated record. Lineage: Eukaryota; Metazoa; Arthropoda; Insecta; Diptera; Diopsidae. The transcript has 2 exons. The coding region runs from base 1 to 1062 and encodes 353 amino acids.
AUGCCUUCAAUCUCCACUUACCAACCCGACAAAUUUGUGUCAAUGAGUAAUUGGAAUGUUCCUUCCAAUCUUUCACUUGCUGAUCCACACUUUCACAAACCGCAAAAGAUAGAUCUUCUACUUGAUGCCGAAAGCUUUUUCGAACUGUUGUCGGUUGGACAAAUAAAACAAGAUACUUAUUUUCCAACGCUCCAGAAAACAUUACCCGGAUGGAUUGUAUCUGGAAGAUUCAAACAUACCGAAAGUCCCAAUGCUAAAAUUUGCAAUCUAAUAAGCUUAGAUAAAGAAAAGUUGACAGAUGACUGUUCCUUAAACUCUCUUGUACAAAAAUUCUGGGAAUUACAAGAAAUUCCUAAGGAGAUUAAGGUUAAGAAAUAUACUGCGGAACAACAACUUUGCGAGACAAAAUUUGUCAGCAUAGUUCAACGUACACUGUCUGGUAGGUUUAAGGUGAAACUCCCCUUUAAAUCUGAUUCAAGUUUUUUAGGAUUCUCAUUCCAAACAGCAAGAAGCCGUUUUCUAUUAUUAGAGCGCAAACUUUCGAAAGACUCCAUUUUACAGAAUCUCUAUAUGGAUUUUAUGAAAGAAUAUCGGAACUUAGGUCAUAUGACACCAACCAACGAGAAUUUUUCUGCAACCACUCACUACUUCAUACCCCAUCAAUGUGUUCUGCGACCACAGAGCACCUCUACUAAGCUUCGGGUUGUAUUCGACGCAUCAAGUCGAACAUCUUCGCAGAAGUCAUUAAAUGAUCUACUAAUGGUCGGUCCGAUCGUGCAAGAAGAUUUGUAUUCAAUCCUGAUUCGUUUCCGCAUGCAUAAGUAUGCAAUAACUGCUGACAUUGUUAAAAUGUACCGUCAAAUUGAAGUUGACGAGGCAGACAGAACUUUUCAACUUAUACUUUGGAGAGAAAAUUCGUCCGAAGAACUGAAGGUGUACAAAUUAAACACUGUGACUUAUGCUACAACUCUCACUAUAACUACCACUUUUGUGGUUUUAAAUCCAUCUUAUAUACCCAAACUUGAUGCAAAAAUCCAAUAUAUGACCUUCAAAUUACCCUAG